Arachis ipaensis is the source of this 1911-nucleotide messenger RNA. Its product is annotated as chromo domain protein LHP1. Gene Ontology annotation, biological process: heterochromatin formation. Gene Ontology annotation, cellular component: nucleus. The record is from RefSeq and is a predicted model, not a curated record. Lineage: Eukaryota; Viridiplantae; Streptophyta; Magnoliopsida; Fabales; Fabaceae.
CCGAAGCGUUGCAAUUGAGACAACUCAUUGAAGCAGACGCACGCACCUUUUCAGUUUCUCUCUCAGAAUUUCUCACUCUCCCUCUCCCUCUCACUCUCAACUCUCUCAACACUCCACACUUUUUUCUCUUCACCAAGAACCCAAAACCCUCGCUUUUCUUUCUAUUCAAUCCAUCUCUUUCUCUGUUUAUUCACAACUAUAAUGAAGCCUGCAGCCAAGAGAAGAUCAUCAACCUCCGAACCACACAACACCAACGGUGCUGCUCCUUCUGCUUCUCCUCCACUUCUUGCUGAUUCUUUAACCGUUCCUGUUCCUGCUGCUGGAGAAGCUGCUAAUGCUCUUGUUCAUGGCGAUUCUCGUGCUGAUACUGUUGGCGCUGGUAUCCAACCCGUUCCUCUCGCUGAGAACCAGAACAUGGAGUUGCAGGUAGGGCAAGCAGAACAACAACAGCAGCGAAGAGAGGAGCUUCUUCGUGUUGAAGUUUCCGGACUGGAAGAAGAAGAUGAAGAAAUGGAUGAUGGUGAUGAUGAUGCUGAAGAAGGUUCGUCUCGCCUUCCUGAGGGUUACUACGAAGUCGAAGCCAUUCGUAAAAGGAGGGUCCGCAAGGGUGAGGUUCACUACUUGGUCAAAUGGCUUGAUUGGCCUGAGACAGCCAACACAUGGGAGCCUCUGGAAAAUCUGGAGGGUGUUUCUGAAAUCGUCUCGGCUUUCGAGGAAAGCUGGCAUUCAGCGCCGCAACGCAGGCGUAAGCGAAAGAAUGUGGUUCAACAUUCUGCGCUUAAGAAGAGGCUGGAGCGAUCCGAGACUCCGUACAGCCUCAGACGAUUUCCGGCUUCAACAUCCACUAGCAACCAUGCUCCAUCAGCUCCUCCUCCUCAAAUAACUGGCCUAAAUUAUGGUGACAUCCCUGCCUUUCCACAGCCAGUGCUUUUCGCUGACGAAGUGGAAAACAACGGGGAUGCUAGCAUUGUCAGAAAUGCUGCACCCCCAAAUGGGAGUAGGCUCGGAAAUGCUUCCGGAUCAGUCGGUGCUGCAAAUGAAGAGCCCGAUUAUGAUCCUAAGCUUAGCGAGCUUAGAGCAUCAACAGCCAAUGGCUCUGAUGCCGACAGGCUCGCCAUACAUUUCCAAGAUCCUAAUCCCUCGUUAGGGGAUGGUCAUGGAGAGGGGCAACCAAAUGGUGGUUGCAUGGAAUCAAGCCAGGGUGGCGGCAGCAGAGGAGCCAGAAAGAGAAAAUCUGGUUCUGUUAAGAGGUUUAACCGAGAUUUACUCUCUGGUGAGCCUCUUAGUUUGCAGAAUCCAGCUGGCACAUCUGAUGGCUCGGCUCAACAGGUGGUAGCCAGUAAUAGGAAGGUGGAUCCGCCCAGACCUUCCAACCCGAUUGUAAAGAUCCUAAAGCCAGUGAACUGUUUGCCGCCAAUUCCAAUCAGCACUCAGGAUGUUGUGGUGAGCUUCUUGGCGAUAAGGGCUGACGGCUCGGAGAUAUUGGUGGACAACCAUUAUCUCAAGAGGAAUUAUCCAAUCAUGCUGAUCGAUUUCUAUGAGCAGCAUCUCCGAUACAGUCCUACGUCGUGACUGAGCAUCAUGCUUGCAGAGCUUCUUUCUUUUCUUUAUUUAGAUUUUCAUCUGUUAGUUGUUGUAUAAUCCGAAAUUGUGUAGAUUCAGAAGAUAGAGAAGGGUAAGAUGCAUUGUUUGUUAGUAUGUAGUUAUGACUAAUUUAAUCAAUUUUAUUCUGUAUUUCGCUAUGUACUAUAUGCAUAUUACCAUUUGCUAUGUUUAAUUGUUGAUAACAUGAAGAGUUAGCUCUGUUGAAUGCACAACACUUUGGAAUCAAGGAUGCAAUUCUUAAAUCUUGGGCAGGAACAGAACAAUUUAUUUUGGAUUAGUAGCAAAUUUUAUGGUACGUUCUUUAUC